UUGAUGUUUACGUUCAGAUUUUGAAUUAGCAAGACUAGUGGAUAUUUAGUUCUAUUAUUGGUUAAAAUAUGGAUUCGAAUUCGACAGGCCCGCAGGAUUUAAGCAUAUAUGCGGCAAAGGCAGAUACCGCAGAGUCUCAUGAAAGUCGCAGGCAACAGUCCGAGCAGAUAACAAUCGCCGGAGAUGAACAGAACGGAAAUAGUUCCGCCCCGGAAAUAGUCAACCGGGAAUGGAAAGAGAUAACUUCGGAGUUUUUCGGUUGUGUCAAGGAACUGAGCCUCGGUGAAUUGAUUCACGACAACAUGUUCGGACUGUUCGAUGCGAUGUCCGCUAUCGAAAUGAUGGACCCAAAGAUGGACGCUGGAAUGUGCUGCAAUAAGGAAUCCACUCCGCUGAAUUUUCAAACCGCCGUGGAGAGUGGAAAAAUGAAGCUGUCAAAUUUGGAAAGUCGCGAAUGUAUCGGGAUUAUUGAUUCCGUAUAUUCCUGUAUUGUUUCCUGGCUAGAGGGUCAUUCGAUGGCGCAAACGGUGCUUACUUGUUUGUAUCUACAUCAUCCGAACCAAGUAGAGGACAAAUCGAUUAAAGCGUUUUCGUGUGCUGUACACAAGAUAGUCAAUCUAAUUCGAAACUUCAUACUCCGUGCUGGGGUGUACGAAGAGGAAGAUUUUCAGCCCAGCACAUAUGGCUUUGAUCUGUGCAUGGAACUGACGGAGGUUAAAGCAUGUAGUAUGCUGAAAAGUGCCGAAGAGGACUGGAUUAAAAAACUUAAGGAAACGGAAGGUGAAAAGGAAAAGGAGGAAAUUAAUGCUCUAGUUAGUCGGUUGAAAUUUACUAGGUUACUGCUGCAAUGCUUAGUUGGGCUUUAUCCCACCAAGCAAAAUUCUACUUGGAAUGCCAGUAAUUCAAAUGCUAGCUCGGUAACAGUAAAUAAUGUUUCGCCAACUAAAACGGAAAUGAUUGACAUAGUGAAAACACUAAACGGGGCCCUUGAGUUAACACAGGUAAUGGAAAAAACCCUCGAAUACGGCACUCAACCGGAUCCAGAUUCUGACACCCCGAAUCCGAUGGGAUUUUCCAUGAUGGUCAAUCAGAGGCUGCUGCCGCCCACUUUUCCACGUUACACCAAGAUUAAAGACCGGUCGAUUUGCAUUGUUUAUUUGGCGGAAUUUAUUCAACGACUGAAGCAUGCGUGUAAAAUUGUACACUGUUCCAACUAUCACAACGCACUGAAUUUCUUCAUGGACUUCAGCAAGAAGUAUGCACCCUGCCUGUUAUCACGACGCAUUCUGCAAGCUUUGUACUUACCAUCGCACGAUAUGGUUUUUGGCACGAAGAAGCUCACCGAGGUGCUGAAGGAAUCAGCUAAGGCUUUCAUUGCUCCACCCGUUCUGCUGCCAGACAAUCCUCUUUACAACAACCCAGCCGCUUGUAACUGUGUGGAUUCUUUCUUUGCCUACAACGAGCACACCUUCAGCGUACUAUUCGAAAUUUGCGGCUACAAUCGUGCUCGGCAGCGUGACAAGCUGGGUAUUAUGCUGUCCAACUUUGCCAAUCUUCAGGAUGAAGCCGAGCGGGUCGAUGCCUAUCUGCACUCGCUUUCGAUGAAAAACGAAAACCCUAGACAGCACCUAGCUUGCUUCGGAACUUGGGUAUUGUAUCACUGCCUACGCGCAAUGUCGUUCUUCCUGCUAUCGGGACUGGAGUUGGAACUGUAUUCAGUGCAUGAGUAUCUGUACAUUUUCUGGUAUUUGUAUCAGUUUUUGUUCGGCUGGAUUGUUUCGGCCUUGACUCGUGCAGAUACUUUCUUAGUCGAGCAGGACUACGCAGCAGACCCGAAAAAUGCCAAAGGAAGUCAGAAAAAACCUAAAGUUAAAAAACGCAAAGGAAAAACCGACGCCAAAGAAAACAUAUUCUAUCAAGCGAUGCAACAUAUGUGCGGAGGCUACUAUAAAGCUCUUGGUGGUUUCAUCGGAGAGGGGCGGAUUCCAGAACCGCUUCCAAUGUUCGACAACGAAAAGGUACGCUUCGAGCAUCGGUUUGCGCCCUUCGCAACCCUCUCGACGCCCCCGCCGAUGGCGUACGCCGACUUUAAACUGAUGAAAUCGUACAUGCUCAAAUCUCCCCCGGAGGAACUCUAUUCAUCGGCGUCAAAGCAUUUUCACGAUGCUCGCCUAUUGCUGGAAUCGUACCCAAACCCGGAUGAGGAGUGGCACGAGAUUGUAAAAGUAGCAAAAAUGAACUUUGUGAUGAUGAACCUUUUGGCUAGUGGGCUCAAUCGACAGUCAAAGGCACCACCAGAAUUUGAUUUCUCCUGUCAUCGAUACUUCCCGAUCAUUAAGCAUAAAAAGUGAACUAACGGUAUCUAUUUAUUAAAUGUUUGUCUUCGUGUGAUCGUAGUGUCUGAGUAGUUUCAGUCAUAAUGACACUCAGCUGUACUUGCAAUAAAAUUC
Sabethes cyaneus is the source of this 2450-nucleotide messenger RNA. It is a transcript of the gene Naa35, whose product is annotated as N-alpha-acetyltransferase 35, NatC auxiliary subunit. Bases 69 to 2351 code for a protein of 760 amino acids. The record is from RefSeq and is a predicted model, not a curated record. Gene Ontology annotation, biological process: N-terminal peptidyl-methionine acetylation. The transcript is spliced from 9 exons. NCBI's taxonomy places the organism in Eukaryota, Metazoa, Arthropoda, Insecta, Diptera, Culicidae. Gene Ontology annotation, cellular component: NatC complex.